UCUAGUUGAAAAAGAUUGUCACACUUCGCAAUAUAUUUUAUUUAUGGACAGUAACUGAAGCGCAAUAUCGGCAUUAGAGCUGAUUCAUUUAAUUGUUUACAGGAAUGAAGAUUAAAAGUAAUACGUUGUAGUAAUACGUGUCACUGACGAAAAAAAGUAUUAGUAAUUAAUUUUUAAGUAUGGGAUGUUGUUACAGUUUCUGUAAAGAAGACAGCGGUCCACAGAGUGGAGAAGUAAAUGAAAGGACACAUUUGUUAGUAGAUCCUGUUAGUAAUAACACAAAUAUACCUAGAGUACAUAGUGAUGAUUAUGUUAACCAAUAUGCAAGUUCAGUACCCAAAAAAACAGAUGAACAAAGUGCAUUAAAUAGAAUUUUACAUGAAACAGCUGCUAAUGUGAUAGAUGUUGGAGCAUUAGAUUCGCACAAUUUAGAACAGCAUGAAUAUAUGGAUAGGUCACGUGCAUAUUCAAAACGUAUAGAAGCUGGAGGUAUUAAAGUCCCUGAUAGUACAUCUUGUCUACUUAAAGAUGUCCCUGCUCCAGAAAAAAUAUUAGCAGCAGAUCCUCUUGCAGCUGGAGAUCAUGGGCUGAUUACAGAAAUGCUCAAUAAGGCUGUGACAGCAUUAGAAGAUGUAAAUGUUGAACAUAAGGAAGAUUUAGUAGUUCCUUUCUUAUCGUGAUCUUUUGGCAUUUCCUCAGCAAGAUUAUAUCCUGCUUGAGUGAAAUCAUUGUACUAUGUGACAUUAAAAAACAUGUCUUUUCAAAAUCAAUUUUCAAUAAGUUAAUCUGAAUUUACUUCAGAUUUUACUUGAAUAUGAAUAUUGAUUAUGCAUUAUAAUAUGGUGUAUUAUAAAUGAAAAUACAGGUACUAUUUCUUAAUAACAUGUUAAAGUGGCUUGACAAUUUCUGAAUAUACGAAAUUGUUUUAAAAUGUUAUAAAUUAAGAUAUUUCCAAAUGACCAGUUUUUAAUGAAAGAGCUGAAUUUGGUAGUGCUUUUCCAUAACUUAUAUAUAAUACUGUAAAAAGUUAAAACACUGUUAUUAGUCUUUGCUAAGGUAUAUAUCAAGAAACAAUAUAAAAAGGCUAUUUUGUCAUAAUUUAAUAAAUGCAAUUUAUUUAUAAAUUUAUCAUUUUUCGUAUUGAAAUUGCAAAAAUUAAAUUUUAUUGAAUCAAUAAAUAUU
Apis laboriosa (Himalayan honeybee) is the source of this 1182-nucleotide messenger RNA. RefSeq names its product ragulator complex protein LAMTOR1 (gene Lamtor1). The coding region runs from base 180 to 680 and encodes 166 amino acids. The record is from RefSeq and is a predicted model, not a curated record. NCBI's taxonomy places the organism in Eukaryota, Metazoa, Arthropoda, Insecta, Hymenoptera, Apidae. Gene Ontology annotation, biological process: endosomal transport; cholesterol homeostasis; cellular response to amino acid stimulus. The transcript has 5 exons. Gene Ontology annotation, cellular component: lysosome; Ragulator complex; membrane raft. Gene Ontology annotation, molecular function: guanyl-nucleotide exchange factor activity; molecular adaptor activity.